Macrobrachium nipponense is the source of this 972-nucleotide messenger RNA. RefSeq names its product S-antigen protein-like. NCBI's taxonomy places the organism in Eukaryota, Metazoa, Arthropoda, Malacostraca, Decapoda, Palaemonidae. The record is from RefSeq and is a predicted model, not a curated record. The transcript has a single exon. The coding region runs from base 1 to 972 and encodes 323 amino acids.
AUGGAUGGGAAACAAUCCUCCACUCAAGAGGCUGCUUCCCCGGAGGAAGGCAGGUUUCCUGCCCGGCUGGGGGAACGGGCUGGGAAAGGAGGACCCACCACAGGGAGGCCUAAAGGCAAAGGAUCCAGGAUCCUAUCCAGCCCAGGAGGGAACAAUCCUCCUCAAAUGAGGAGGCUUCCGGAAAGGAGAAGGCACGUCCUCCUGCCAGGAUUGGGGAAGCCGGUCCUGAGGAUGGACCCACCACAUGGGGUUGAGGCCCUAAAGGCCAAAGGAUUCGAAUCCUAUCCAGGGCCCCAAAUGGAGGGAACAAUUCCUCCUCAGAGGGCGCUUCCCGAGAAGGCAUUGUCCCCUCUGGCCAGGCUGGGGGAAGGCGGGGCCUUUGAGGAUGGACCACCACAGAGGCCUAAGGCCAAAGGAUCCAGAUUCUCAUCCAGGGCCCAUGGGAAAGGGGAACAAUCCUCCUCGGGAGGCGCUUCCCAGGAGGAAGGCAGGUUUCCUGGCCAAGGCCCUGGGGAAGCCGGGCCUGAGGAGACACACCACAGAGGCGCUAAAGGCAAAGGAUCCAGAUCUAUCCAAGCCCAAUGGAAGGGAACAAUCCUCCUAGAGGCCUCUUCCAACGGAGGAAGGAAGGUUUCCUGCCAGGCUGGGGAAGCCCCGGGUGCAGGAAGGAUGGACCCACCACAGAGGCUUAAAGGACCAAAGGCUCCAGAAUCCCAAUCCAGGCCCAUGGGGAAGGAACAAUCCUCCUCAGGGAGGUGCCAUUCCCGGAGGGAAGGCAGGUUUCCUGGCCAAGGCCUGGGGAAGCCGGGCCUGAAGGAUGGACCACCACAGAGGCUAAAAGGCCAAAGGAUCCAGAUCCUAUCCAGCCCAUGGAAGGGAACAAUCCUCCCUCAAGAAGGCGCUUCCCGGAAGGAGAGCAGGUUUCCUGCCAGGCUGGGGAAAGUGCUGAGGAUGGACCACACAGAUGCUUAA